Messenger RNA from Prosopis cineraria, 1432 nucleotides. Its product is annotated as probable WRKY transcription factor 13. Gene Ontology annotation, biological process: regulation of DNA-templated transcription. Lineage: Eukaryota; Viridiplantae; Streptophyta; Magnoliopsida; Fabales; Fabaceae. Gene Ontology annotation, molecular function: DNA-binding transcription factor activity; sequence-specific DNA binding. Bases 411 to 1130 code for a protein of 239 amino acids. The record is from RefSeq and is a predicted model, not a curated record. The transcript is spliced from 3 exons.
UAGCAUAUUUUCGCCUUCUUCCUUUUUUUUUUUUUGAAAAAUAUAUAUAUUAAUGUGCGACGGUGAGUUCCUGGUCUCAUUUUAUUUUAUUGUAUACCUACCUAGUUUCUCACCCUUUAUGAUUUUAUUUAAGAGAGAGCCAACGUAGGAAUUCAGAAAUUCGCGUGGAGAGAAAGAGAGCCACAACCAGAAGGGAAAGUGGUUUUGAGAGGUUGUCAGUUACAGCUUUUCGGUUCACGGUGUAAUCUCUAGCUCCUUCCUCCCCAAGCCCUAGAAAGAUCAAACCUCUCAGAAACAGAUUGGUUCCUUCAAUAAGAAAAGUCCUGUCAUUUUCUUUCUGUACCCAGCAACUUUGGACAUAGCUAAAGAGAUUAUAGGGAGACAGAAAGAGAUACUGAUAGAAGAAAGUGAUGUCAACAACCACACGAUCUAUUUUGAACCAUGGUGGUAACUUGUUCGAGGAUCAGCAGUAUCUGAUGCAUACACAGUUGGGGUUCCUUCCUAAUUUCCCAUCUAAUCUGACUUUUCCUUCGUCGGGCUGCCAUCAAUCUUUGAAGAACUUCCAUACUAUAGGUCCUUCGCUUGCGUCCGAGACAGCUUCUAGCGCAGCAAAUCUAACGGAAACCCUAUUUGCAGCCACAGCUCAAAAGCCAAGGCAAGACAUCGCUUCUUGCUUGGGAGAACCAACCCACCUCAUUUCCUUGAACACAUCAAGUGCACUAAAUCCAUGGGGUUGGGGAGAAGUAAGCGAAUGCUUGGGCAGUAAGAGAAUUGGUGGAGAAGAGAAUAGUCAUUGUCUAGGGAUGUCUUCAAUGAAGAUGAAGAAGAUAAAGGGAAGGAGGAAGGUGAGGGAGCCUAGGUUUUGCUUCAAGACCAUGAGCGAAGUGGAUGUCUUGGAUGAUGGCUACAAGUGGAGGAAGUACGGACAGAAGGUGGUCAAGAACACCCAGCACCCCAGAAGCUACUAUCGUUGCACGCAAGACAAUUGCCGGGUAAAGAAGAGGGUGGAACGCUUGGCCGAGGAUCCGAGGAUGGUAAUAACCACGUACGAAGGGAGACACGCACACUCUCCCUCGAAUGAUCUUGAAGAUUCGCAAGCUCCUUCCCAGCUAACCAAUUUCUUUUGGUAACGUUUCUAUGUUCCGAAGGGAAGAGUGAAAAUUGGCAAUGUAUCCUAUUCUGGUUAUCGUAUGGAUGUAAGUGGUUCAUUUUCAGUUUUCACUCUUUUUCCAUUUUUAAGUGUAAGAGUGAGUGUGAGUUUGCUUUGCAUGUAUUUCCUGUAAGUGUUUCUGCUGUCUCUUUUGUCUCAAUAUCAGAAACCAAUAAUAGACAAACAUUGCGGCAGCUUCGUCUGUGAGCUACCCCUGUAUACGUAGCUUCUUCUUUAUAAUUCUGCCCUUGUAUAUAUGGACGUUUGACUCCUGCUUCUCUC